Exaiptasia diaphana is the source of this 1180-nucleotide messenger RNA. RefSeq names its product E3 ubiquitin-protein ligase ZNRF2. NCBI's taxonomy places the organism in Eukaryota, Metazoa, Cnidaria, Anthozoa, Actiniaria, Aiptasiidae. The record is from RefSeq and is a predicted model, not a curated record. The transcript is spliced from 6 exons. The coding region runs from base 137 to 691 and encodes 184 amino acids.
GAGAAUGGCGACUGGACGAGGGGUUUUAACGCUUUUAACCGUUAUUUUCUCACUGAAGUAGACUGAUAACCUUGAAUUCGAAUGUAUUAGACUAAGGAGUGUUGUCUACUGAGACACCUGGAAGGUUUUGCUGUAAAUGGGGGGCAAACAAUCCACGGAGACUGCUGUAAAUAAUCGCAGCACAGCUCGGCACACCGGCGCAGUUGGCAACGGAGUUGGUGAACAUAGUAGGGUUGUUUCGUUGGAUCCUAGGAUUCGAACUCGUUCAUUAAACAGCGUGGACCAUUCUUUCCCGAUACCUUCACAUCAAAGCUCGUUUCAAGAGUCAGGACUGACAGCAAAUGACGAUAAUUCCCCACAAUUACGAGGACUCUAUACAAUUCAAGGAGCACAUUCUCUUCCAGCGCAACUUUUCGCAACGUCUUUUAUUACUGGAGUGAAAUGCCCAGUUUGUUCUAAAGUGGUGAUUUCAGAAGACAUCGAACUUCAUUUAGUAGUUUGCCUUACAAAACCAAGGCUAUCAUACAAUGAGGAUGUUCUUCAAAUUAAUUCAGAGGAAUGUGCUAUAUGUUUGGAUGACAUGCGUAAAGGUGAAACAAUUGCUAGACUCCCCUGUCUUUGUAUAUAUCAUAAAUGUUGUAUAGAUUUGUGGUUUCAAAAGAGUAGAACAUGUCCUGAACACCCAUCUUAGUGACAGUCAGGUAAAAUAGCUUCUUCUAUAAUGAGAUUGCAAAGCUGCACUAGUGCACUGGUUUAACAAUUGAAAGUCCAACUUGUGAAGAUCAGUAAAAGUACUUUAAUUGAACAUGUGACAGUCUGUAUUGGUCACCAAAUCUCUGUUCACCAAGGUACCAGACAACAAGGAUCUAAAUAGUACUAACUGUAGUUUCAAAUGAGAUGCUGGCAUAUAAAAUAAUAAUUUGCUUGCUUUUACCCAUAAAUCAUUCAUCUCUUAUCAAAUCUCUUGAUGUGCUUCAUGGUUAGUCUGUUAAUUUUGUACCCGAUAUGCUAAAGUUUUUAGAGUGUCCUAAUUUUGAUAAUUUACACACUAUUGUUAGCAUUUCCAUUUUCUCAGUAAACCACUAGUGRAUUUUGUCUUACUGUCUUUUGUACUGUGACUAUACUUUGCUGUGGCAAUGGAUGAUGSGUUCUUGAAUCAAUAUUWUCAUUAGGUGUCACU